AUGUGCAGACAAUUCGGCGCAGAGAACGAGGGCUCCGCCAUGGCCGUCCAGCAGGCGCGCGAGGUGCUGCCCACCAACGUGAAGCCUCUCCACUACGACCUGACCCUCGAGCCCGACUUUGAGAAGGCCACCUAUGAGGGCUCCGUGACGAUUGAUCUUGAUGUGGUAGAGAACUCCACAGAGAUCACACUGAACACCAUUGACCUAAAGAUCCACUCCGCGAAGGUCACGUCCGGUGAUAAACUUAUCUCGAGCUCCCCAGAGCUUACCAACGAUGACGAUGCUCAAACCACCAAGGUCGGCUUCAAGGAUACCAUACCAGGCGGGGCAAAGGCCUCGCUUACCCUGACAUUUACGGGCACAUUGAACGACAAUAUGGCGGGUUUCUACCGUUCGUCGUUCAAGGCCGAGGAUGGCUCAAAGACAUGGUUGGCAACCACGCAGAUGGAGCCUACCGAUGCCCGCCGCGCGUUCCCCUGCUUCGAUGAGCCGGCACUCAAGUCUACCUUCACCGUGACACUCGUCGCUGAAGACAAGAUGACCUGCUUGAGCAACAUGGAUGUUGCUUCAGAGAAGACGGUGGAGUCUCAGGUCGUCAAGGGCGAGAAGCGGAAGGCAGUCACUUUCAACCCCACACCGCUCAUGUCCACAUACCUCCUCGCAUUCAUUGUGGGAGAGCUCAACUAUGUCGAGACCAAUGACUUCCGCGUGCCGGUUCGCGUGUAUGCGCCCAAGGACCGAGAUAUCGAACACGGCCGUUUCUCGCUUGACCUCGCAGCUAAGACGCUCGCCUUCUACGAGAAGACUUUUAACAGCCCGUUCCCUCUGCCCAAGAUGGACAUGGUCGCUAUUCCCGACUUCAGUGCAGGCGCUAUGGAGAACUGGGGCUUGAUCACAUACCGUGUCGUUGAUGUGCUCAUCGACGAGAAGAACAGCGGUGCCAGCCUCAAGCAGCGUGUCGCCGAGACUGUGCAGCAUGAGCUUGCACAUCAGUGGUUCGGCAAUCUAGUCACUAUGGACUUCUGGGAUGGCUUGUGGCUUAACGAGGGGUUCGCAACAUGGAUGUCUUGGUACUCGUGCAACGUCUUCUAUCCCGAUUGGAAGGUAUGGGAGGGGUACGUUACCGAUAAUCUCUCCUCAGCCUUGUCGCUCGACUCGCUCCGCAGCAGCCAUCCAAUCGAAGUCCCUGUCAAGCGUGCAGAUGAGAUCAAUCAGAUCUUUGAUGCCAUCUCGUACUCCAAGGGAUCCUGUGUCAUCCGCAUGAUCUCAAAGUACCUUGGUGAAGACGUUUUCAUGGAAGGAAUCCGGAGAUACCUCAAAAAGCAUGCCUACGGCAACACCCAGACCGGUGAUCUGUGGGCGGCACUGAGCGACGCCAGCGGCAAAGAUGUCGAGAAAGUCAUGGACAUCUGGACUAAGCAUGUCGGCUUCCCCGUCGUCACUGUUACCGAAGGGUCGGACUCUAUCCACCUCAAGCAGAAUCGUUUCCUGCGUACGGCUGAUGUGAAGCCCGAGGAGGAUCAGACCCUCUACCCCAUCUUCCUCGGCCUACGUACCAAGGAAGGCGUCGACCAGGAACUGGCUCUGACCACUCGCGAAGCUGACUUCAAGCUCAAGGACCUCGACUUCUUCAAGCUCAACGCCGACCACACCGGAAUCUACCGCACCUCGUACAGCCCCGAACGUCUGCGGAAACUGGGUCUUGCCGCCAAGGAUGGACUCCUCACCGUGGAAGACCGUGCGGGUAUGAUUGCUGACGCUGGAGCGCUGGCUACCUCGGGCUACCAGAAGACGUCUGGUAUCCUCUCACUUCUUGACAGCUUCAAGGACGAGACUGAGUUCGUUGUCUGGCAGGAAAUCAGCAGCCGCAUUAGUGUGCUGCGCUCUGCCUGGCAAUUUGAGGACCAAGCUGUCAAGGAUGCUCUCAAGACCUUCCAGCUCAAGCUGACGCAGGACAAGGCACACGAGCUGGGAUGGACCUUCACCGAAAAGGAUGGACAUCUUGAGCAGCAGUUCAAGGCAAUGAUGUUCGGUACUGCUGGUGUUGCGAAAGACGACUCUAUCGUCAAAGCGUCUUUCGACAUGUUUAACAAGUUCAAGAACGGCGACCGAUCCGCCAUCCACCCCAACCUCCGUGGCAGCGUGUAUGCUAUUGUUCUGAGCAACGGUGGUGCGGCAGAGUAUGAUGUAGUCAAGAACGAGGCCAUAAAUGCCAAGACGAGCGAUGAGCGUAACACGGCUAUGCGAUCUCUGGGUCGUGCUAAGACUCCUGAACUCAUUCAGCGCACUUUGGCCUUGUCUCUGAGCGACGACGUCAAGGCACAGGAUAUCUACCUGCCGCUCUCAUCUCUGCGUACGCACCCAGAGGGUAUCAAGGCUCUUUGGGCAUGGACACAGGAGAACUGGAAGGAGCUUGAGAAGAGGCUUCCUCCUAGCUUGAGCAUGCUCAGCUCAGUCGUCUCUAUCUCGACGUCCAGCUUCACGCGCAAGGAGCAUAUCAAGGAGAUCGAGGCGUUCUUCGCAGACAAGAGUACCAAGGGCUUCGACAAGGCGCUUGCUCAGAGCAUUGACGCCAUUAGUGCGAAGGCAGCUUGGAUCGAGCGCGAUUCAGAAGAUGUGAAGGCUUGGCUAAAGGAGAACAAGUACUUGUAA
Molecule: messenger RNA, 2652 nt
Organism: Didymosphaeria variabile
Lineage: Eukaryota; Fungi; Ascomycota; Dothideomycetes; Pleosporales; Didymosphaeriaceae
Gene: APE2
Product: Aminopeptidase 2 mitochondrial
Exons: 2
Coding region: 1-2652 (883 amino acids)
Biological process (GO): proteolysis; peptide catabolic process
Cellular component (GO): cytoplasm
Molecular function (GO): peptide binding; metalloaminopeptidase activity; zinc ion binding
Source: RefSeq, a predicted model, not a curated record